AUGUCUUUGAGCACCACCAACCAGUCGAGGGCCCCAGCCCUUAAUCCCAGUCUCCUUUCCGAGCUCAUAGCGGAGCAGACCGCCCUGGAAGUCGCGCUCACUUUUAACCGUUCCGAGCGCCGUCAGGCUACCCGCUUUUUCUACAUGUGCGCUUAUGAAAUCGAAUUCAUCAAGGCUGAUCUCAAGAAGCGGGGCUAUUUCGGGGCGACCGGAAUCACUACCAGGGCAGCUGGUGACAAGCCGGUGGCAGAUCUCCUUCAGAAUAUCAAGGGGCUUAGGAAUUUAAAACACGAAAUUGAGCGCCGCAAGAAUACAGCGGGCCGCAAUGUCUUUGAGCUCCCGAGGGAGAUCUUCGAACUGGGCCUAAAGAUUACCUACGAGCAAGGGUUGAUCGAGCAAGCUAAGGAACAAAAGAGGCAGAGGGGAUGGAGCGAGGUAGGCAUUCCACCUCUUCUAUAUAUACCGAGAUCGAGACCGCUCUUACUGAUCUUUAGUGUAGAGGAGAUUAUGGAAGCCUAUAUGGCAGUGAUGGAGGAUAUUAGGAAACACGGAGCAAGCUCUGUGUGA
Messenger RNA from Morchella importuna, 567 nucleotides. RefSeq lists its product as uncharacterized. Bases 1 to 567 code for a protein of 188 amino acids. Lineage: Eukaryota; Fungi; Ascomycota; Pezizomycetes; Pezizales; Morchellaceae. The record is from RefSeq and is a predicted model, not a curated record. The transcript has a single exon.